AUGCCCACAAGCAAGAUGAAGCGCAAAUUCGAAAAGCUGCGCACCAUGUCGCCGAUAACACUCGCUGCAGUUGCAAUGUCCAUGCGACCUUCACCCGGAGCCGCCAUUACCACAUUGUGCGCGCCCAUCGAGCCCAGCACAUAUGCGUUAUUAUCAUUCUCCUCGGUGCCUUUCGAAGCGGCGACCUCCGUCGCGAUGAUGGAUAUCCAACCGACAGUAUAG
Messenger RNA from Pyricularia grisea, 222 nucleotides. RefSeq lists its product as uncharacterized. Lineage: Eukaryota; Fungi; Ascomycota; Sordariomycetes; Magnaporthales; Pyriculariaceae. The record is from RefSeq and is a predicted model, not a curated record. Bases 1 to 222 code for a protein of 73 amino acids. The transcript is spliced from 2 exons.